Pieris macdunnoughi is the source of this 399-nucleotide messenger RNA. Lineage: Eukaryota; Metazoa; Arthropoda; Insecta; Lepidoptera; Pieridae. The record is from the annotation of a GenBank genome assembly.
AUGAUUGGAAUUUGUAAAAUUGUAGACAUUUACUUCAAAAUAUCGCGUAUUGUUUUCAGUGGGGACAGGGGACCCUUUGUAUCCAAGGGGCCCUGGCCUGCAGCCCAAAACCCCUUAAGUAGAACCGCCCCUGAACGCAAGACAGCGCAGGCUCCGUUCGCCCAUAAAUAUCAUGAGUAUAGUUCUGGAGUAGCUGUCGCCCGGGCCCGGGAAUUAUUAAACAUAAGUUCCUUUUUAGUAAACCCCUGCUGCCUAGCUCGGCCACAGAUCUAUCUCAUCGCUUGCCUAGGCUUAUGGCUUACUGGUAACUCACAUAACAGAGGUAGCAACAAGAUAAAAUUGUUUUCCGUAAAUGAUGCAAAAGAAUUAAAUGGACGGAGAAGUAUGAAACGCGUAUAA